Messenger RNA from Mesocricetus auratus (golden hamster), 1314 nucleotides. It is a transcript of the gene Rwdd2a, whose product is annotated as RWD domain containing 2A. The record is from RefSeq and is a predicted model, not a curated record. Gene Ontology annotation, molecular function: protein binding. The coding region runs from base 152 to 1030 and encodes 292 amino acids. The transcript has 3 exons. Lineage: Eukaryota; Metazoa; Chordata; Mammalia; Rodentia; Cricetidae.
CCCUAAGCCCCGCCCUCAGCCGUCCGCGCGCUGCUCGCGCCCGCAGAACUGCGGCUGCGGUUCGGAGCGGGUUCGGGGACUGCUUGGCUUGAAUAAGCUAAAAGGGUGAGGACGCGGCGGCCGAGGUUUUCAAGCAGGUUGACUUGGAGACAUGUCAGCGUCGAUUAAAGAAAGCCUUCAGCUUCAGCUGCUGGAGAUGGAAAUGCUGUUUUCUAUGUUUCCUAACCAAGGAGAAAUAAAACUUGAAGAUGUAAACGCCCUAACGAACAUAAAGAGGUAUCUGGAAGGAACUAGGGAGGUACUCCCACACAACAUCGAAUUUGUGAUCACGCUCCAAAUUGAGGAGCCCAAGGUGACAAUUGACUUGCAAGUAACCAUGCCACACAACUACCCAUAUGUGGCUUUGCAGCUGUUUGGAAGGUCCCCUGAGCUUGACAGACAACAGCAGCUUCUCCUCAACCAAGGCCUCACUGCUUAUGUAGCGACUUUUGAUCCGGGUGAGCUGUGUGUCUGUGCAGCAAUCCAGUGGCUGCAGGAUAACAGCGCGUCCUACUUCCUCAACAGAAAGCUGUCGGAUGGGCCAUCCGCCCAAGCAAAGCCGGUCAAGAACACAUUCCUCCGGAUGUGGAUCUACAGCCACCACAUAUAUCAGCAGGACCUAAGGAAAAAGAUUCUGGAAGUGGGCAAGAGGUUAGAUGUGACUGGAUUUUGCAUGACGGGAAAGCCUGGUAUAAUCUGCGUGGAGGGCUUCAAGGAUCACUGUGAGGAGUUCUGGCACACCAUCAGGUACCCCAACUGGAAGCACAUUUCCUGCAAGCACGCCGAGAGCGUGGAGACAGAGGGGAACGGUGAAGACCUCCGCCUCUUCCAGUCUUUUGACGAAUUGCUCCUCGAGGCCCAUGGUGACUAUGGAUUGAGGAAUGAUUAUCACAUGAACCUAGGCCAGUUCCUAGAGUUUCUCAGAAAACACAAAAGUGAGCAUGUCUUUCAGAUACUAUUUGGUAUUGAAAGCAAAAGUUCAGAGUCUUAGGACUCUGGUAUUGAAAGCAAAAGUUCAGAGUCUUAGGACUCUAGUAAAAUGUCUGUGUUUGUAACUGUAUUAAGUAUCUAUGUUAAUAAGACCAAAAUAAAAAGGCCAAUGACUAUGUAGAAUUCUGGGUGAAAAUCCUGACUCUAGAGUUUUCUGACUGCUAGUGAAGCAAAUAGGCCUUUUAACUAUUAUCAUUGUAACUGUGGUAUUGUUUCAGGUGGCUGUGUAAAGUCACACUUGAAUACUAUUUCAUUGUAAAUUAAUAAAAUGAUUAUUUAACCAGA